Colletes gigas is the source of this 3399-nucleotide messenger RNA. RefSeq names its product protein MMS22-like. Gene Ontology annotation, biological process: double-strand break repair via homologous recombination; replication fork processing. The record is from RefSeq and is a predicted model, not a curated record. NCBI's taxonomy places the organism in Eukaryota, Metazoa, Arthropoda, Insecta, Hymenoptera, Colletidae. Gene Ontology annotation, cellular component: nuclear replication fork. The annotation marks the transcript as partial. The transcript has 19 exons.
AUGGAUUUGUCUUUAACUUUUAAUUGCAAUGGAAAGGUGAACUUUAACGAUUGGGAAUUAAGUAAGGAGAGUUUAUUUCUGCGUGGAGAAGUAGAUAAUGUUCUUUAUCCACAAGAUGACUAUCCAUUGUCUGAUAUGGAUGUACAACUUUUCAAUUGUACUAUACCUGCCACAACAGUUAUAUUAGAGUUAAAACAUUUUAUCAAAUGCAUGGUCAUGCAGUUAAAAAUACUCAACAGAUAUAAAAAUUGUAAUCAGAUUUUGAAUUCCAAAACUGAUGACAUUGAUUUCUACAAUAUCAGACAUAUUGUAUGUAAAUUUAUUUUAUACAUUCGAAUAUAUUUAAACAGUAUUAAGUGGGACAUUCAAUCUCUGCAAGUUAUAAAUGAAAAUAUCGAAGAAGAAUUUAAUUCAUUAUUUAUUACCGUAAAACAUUUUCUUAGCGAAUUACGAAGUAUUCCAGAUGCAACGUUUUACUACGCACCUUCUAAAUUAGGCAAUCAAUGUAAACAACCAGAAUAUCAUAUGUAUCAUAUGCAUAUAGAAUUACGAUGGCUUUUUAUUUCAUUAGUCUAUACACGCAGUUUAUAUUAUCAGCAUUCAAUCGAAAGUCAGUUAAAUGAACUUGAAAGCAAUCAGCAAAUAAUCAUUAAUGAUCUUAUUUAUAUUUCAUUGAAGAUAUUUGAAACAAUGCCUUUAGUAAACAUACAACAGAAAACCCCAUAUAAUUGUACUUGCAUUCGUGAAUUAUGGCUCAUGCUUCAAGUAUUUAUUGAUAACUUAUCUGAAAGGAUACAAUCAAAGACAUUUUGGGAUUACGUAAAUGACAGUGUUAAUGAACUAUUAAGCAGGAAUGUAUCUGACACUAGAAAAAGCUAUAACUUAGCACCCUGUAAAAAUUCUGAAUUAUUCUGCCUUUGGAUUAUUUACAAUCUUUCACUUUUAUAUGGGUACAGUGUGGAUGGUACAUAUUUAGGAUCUAAGUGUUCAAGGAUUAGGCCUAAUUAUGAGCAACUUGACAAAAUUUUGAAAACAUAUGUCUCAAAAGGUGGGAAAGAUGGUGAACGAGAUGAAAUUGAUGAAGAAUUACGCAUAAUGAUACCUUUAUUAAAUAUUAUUACUAAUUGGUGGCAACCACGAGUUUCAGUAAUUUCUCUACUUUGGGAUUGCUUUCAUAAAAGAUUAGAUGAACCAUUUUUAAUACAGACAUCUGGCCCUUGGACUCUAUCAGUUGAAAAGAAAACUGCUAUGGACAUUCUUAAACAAGUAAGAGAUAGAAUUAAUAACAUAGAAUGUAUUAAAGAGUCUAGCUAUGGAAUGUUUUUACGUCUGCUUGGAUCCUUCUUGCAAAUAAAUUAUAGUAACAAUGAUACAAAGUACUGGAAUCAAAUUAAAGGUCGUAUCUAUUCAAAGUUCUCCAAGAGCAAAGUACAAGAAUUUUCCAUAAGUGGCUUGUAUAAUUUCAUUUCAUUAUUUUUAACAUUAGCUGUUACUGGGGAUACCACAAAUGUAUGUUCAGUAAUGCUAGAUCUUUUACCACUAACAAAAGAGUACAGUAAUGAAAAUAGUACAAAAUAUAUUUUAGUUUGGAAAGGAAAGCUGACUAUUCUUCUUUUGUAUAGCGAUCUUGGACUUAAUUUUAAUAACGUAGCACCUUGCUAUAUAGAUACGGUGAAUGCAAUAAGUUGCCGUAAAGAUGAUACAUCCCGUUCGAUGAUGGUCAAUUUUGUCGAAGUGUUUAAUAUAAUUUUGUCAUCUAGCAGUGUGCAAUUAGGAGAACAUUUACUGCUCAGUGGUUGGAUAGAUCGUUAUUUACUAGAAUGUUCGAAUAGAAUGGUCGGAACACUAACAAAGAUGUUAGUUAAUAUUUUCGAAAAAUGCGUUUCCCUCACUGUUAAUUCCACUAAUUCAGAUGGUGUAGAAAAAAUGUUUGAUGCAUUAUGGUGUUAUGUUGCGUGUAGAGUACGUCAACUUGUUUUUGAUCCUGUACUGACUGGUGAUUAUUAUGGGGAUGUCUCAAAACUUGCCACUGCAUUUACUUUAGAAGCACUGAGAAAUCCACUAAUAGCAAAAAAAUAUAAGCAUUCAGCUAUGUCUUUAUUUCAACAUUUUGCCUCGUCUGUAAUUGUGAAAGAUAUCAGAAUCACGAGAUGUUACUUGGUUUUAAUACUUAAGCAGGAACAAGCAGCUCAAGCCUUAAAGAAAGAGAUAAAAAAUUUUGAUAUAAUAGUCAUACAAGCAUGGAUAAAAUGUUCUAUCAUUGGCCAUGGCACAAAUGCAAAUGAAAUAACAUUUAUACAAAAUUAUAUUUUACAACUGAAUGAAAUACAAGAAAUUUUUGUGACACCUCAAGAUAUUCAAGAAUUUCGAAACAGUGAUGAAUCCAUUUUAGUGUUCAUAAUGUAUUCUAUGAAGAAACGAAGUACUUUAAAAACCGAACAAGAACGAAUUCAGUAUGACGCAAAAUGGAAAUUGUAUUUUAAUCACAUAGAAAAAUGGAUUCUUACACCAAUCACAGAAGAAACGAAAGAUUCAGAAUUAGCUUUGUGGAUAUAUAGGUGUAUUGGAACACUAAUUCUUUGUACUUCUACAAUGCUAUACUCUAAAAAUAUACCGAAUAAUAUAUUCAGAACAUUAUUACAUAAAACUGUUCUUUCAAUGGAUCAGCCGUUUUUAAAAAAUUUGGGGAAAAAGACAUUUUCUAUGAUACUUCUAGGAAUAGAAGCUCUUAAUGUUAAAAGCGAUAUAUCACUUCAAGCAUUAAUACGAGAUCUCUUUGAUCAAUACAUGCCACUCUUAAUAACUCCAGUUAAUAAUGCAAAUAAUUUUAAAGUAUCUGAUUCAUUACUAAAGUGUUUCAGAGACGCAAAGGCAGAUUUUUUACGUUUAAUAUUUGAAAUAUUAAUGACAAAUUUUUUUACCGUUUCAAGUGAUAACAUGAUGCAUAAACACUUUUAUUUAGUAAUGAUAUAUUUACAAAGUCUACUUAAAGGUGAUAAAAAUUACGCAUAUCAUGUAACAGAAUACAUUAUUUUAAUUUGUACACCUUAUAUUAUUGAAGGUUACAUGAAAGUUCAUGAUCAUCAUCCACAUAAACAACAUACCAUAGACUUCAUAACUAAUGUUAUUAGGAAUUCAUAUUAUAAAGAAGACCACACUUUACAGGAAAAAUUUAAUAAUGUUAUAUCCAAUGUUGUCCAGAAAUCAAUAAUAAAAGAUCAACAUAAUACUUUCAAAUUUAUACGGUCAGUGUUACCAAUAAACACCGAAAUAGUACAAUUUUUAUUAGCAAACAUAGAACAUACCUUAAUUAACUUGGAAAGAAAUCGACGUCCAAACGCAGCAUCAUUAAGAUAUUCCUGGAAUCAACUUCAAACUGCUAUGAAAAAUAUAAAAGAA